AUGAAGUUCCUCGCGCUCCUCCUUUCCGCGUUGGUCUCCCUGAUCGCGCUUCUCCCUGCCUCGGCAAACGCAGCUCAGCGUGGUCUCGCAUGGGGUACCAACGACAACUGGGGCAACCAAGUCGCCAAGGGUCUCAUCAGCUGGUACUGGCACUGGCAGGAUGGACCCAACUCCAAGUUCGACGGCAAGCUCGAAUUCGUCCCUUGCUACUGGGGUCCCAAGUACAACUCGCAAUGGGCCCAGCGUAAGCAGGAGAUGAACGCUAACCUUCCCAAAGCUCUGCUCGGCUUCAACGAGCCUGACAUCAGCGGUCAGUCCAACUUGGAUCCUCAGACAGCGGCGAGCCUCUGGAUGAAGGAGAUUCAGCCUUGGAAGAGCCGAGGUGUCCGACUCGGAUCCCCUCAGAUCGUCUACAACCAGGACUGGUUGGGUCAGUUCAUGAGCGCUUGCAAAAGCAAGGGCUGCACUGUUGACUUUAUCGCAAUCCACUGGUACGGUGCAUGGUACGACCUCGACGGCCUGAAGAAGUACGUCACCUCAGUGCGAAACCGUUUCAACCUCCCCAUCUGGAUCACCGAGUACGGCGUCACCUCCUCCUCCGGCGGCUCGCAGCAGCAGGUCAAGCAGUUCCACAUGGACGCUACCAACUGGCUCAACUCGCAGUCGUACAUCGAGCGCACUUCGAACUUUGGCAGCUUCCCCGUCUCCUCGCCUCCCGAUGCGUACGGAUCGCGUCUCAACGCACUCUUCAACGGCGAUGGAAGCUUGAGGGAUCUCGCCUACUGGUACCUCUGGACCUCGGGUAACUCGAAGAGGACCGUCAGGCAGGAGUUGACCGCAGAGGAGGACUUUGAGCCGACCAAGAAGGACAUUCCCGUCGAGGAGAAGCCGGCUAGCUUCAGCCACUCAGAGGAGGGAGACGAAGAGUAG
Pseudozyma hubeiensis SY62 is the source of this 930-nucleotide messenger RNA. RefSeq lists its product as hypothetical. The record is from RefSeq and is a predicted model, not a curated record. Gene Ontology annotation, cellular component: fungal-type cell wall. The coding region runs from base 1 to 930 and encodes 309 amino acids. The transcript has 2 exons. NCBI's taxonomy places the organism in Eukaryota, Fungi, Basidiomycota, Ustilaginomycetes, Ustilaginales, Ustilaginaceae. Gene Ontology annotation, biological process: fungal-type cell wall polysaccharide metabolic process.